UAUUUUGUCUUAAGGAAACAUAUGUACUGUUGUCAUGUAUUUGUUGCAUUCAAUGCUUAAUAUUUUGUGCACAGUGUUAAUGGCCCUCUAUGAGAAAUGUGCACUCUGAGCAAAAUACCUCAUGUAAUGUAUUUUAAAUACAUUAAGGUGUCUGCAGUCUCGUUUUGCACUGCUGAGGCAAGCAGAGGAAGGCAAUUAAUAUGUGCAUUGUGUUCUGAAAGAAGCCAUCUCGCGUCGUCCUUCACACGCCCCUAACCACACCCGCUACACACACACACAUAUAGACACAAAUGAACAUACAUGUAAGAGUAUUUAGAAGCAUUAAUAACUUUCUUUCCAUGACAAGGUAUUAAUAGAAUAAUUGGGCUGCCAUCAUACUAGAUCCAUGGUUGGCUGGCUCAUAACAAUUCUAAAAAAAAGCAUUUUAGUAGAAAGUUGUUGCGUAUGUGCAGAUAUUACUUAAAGGAAUACAGUGCCUGAAUUUUAAUAAAGACAGUCAAAUCAAACAUAUACCUAGUUUUAACUGUUUAACAAAUCCAUUCACAAAUCAUAGGUUGUGAGUCACAUGGUUUCUGAGGCUCAUCUGCAAACACAGCAAUAGGAAAAUUCAUAGCACCACUGAAUGUAAAUGCAGAUGUCAUGAAUCAGCUGUCCAAUCUUUUCUAAGUGGCCAUAGUGGGCACAGAACCAUUCAAAGCAUAAAAAAUUAGAUGAAUUCAUCCUGCUCCAUGUCGGGUGGUUCUUAUCCUUGGCGUCAUCCAUUCAAAUUUCUUCAACACUCACCUUUCAUCUGGUUUUAUUUCUUACAUGGGGCAUAACUCAUCUCUUUUAGAUUAGCUUCUAGUUGGGUGAAAUGAGCCAUAAAUUUCUUUUAUGUUGUAUUGGUGUAGUGAUUCCCCUUUUCCAACUGCCUGAAUAAUUCUUUCCCUGCUGUAUUUUUUAUUGUACCACAGCGAUGUGCCACACUGGCUGUCUUCAGCACCGUGUACUGCUGUUUGUCUAACAGAUUUAGUACGAAAGCAGAAUGGACUUUCUUGUAGAAGGUGCAGCAUGUAUGUGAGCGCGUGUGAGCCAGCAGUGCCGCCUGUGUGUUUACAUGUCAGCCUAUCAGUGCUGCCGGAUUUAGCGCAUCUGGAGAGGACGGAGGCAUUUCUCAAAUGCCCCUCAGACAAGGGAUUCUCAUCGUUGCAUAUAUCCCCCUGUCCCAUUUGAAUGUAGCCUGUCUUGAAUCCUGCAUCCCUGUCUCCAUGCUUUCGGAGGCAUUUUGAAUUUCCUUGGCAACAUGGAGCUGCCUGAAUUAGAAUUCUCUGCAUGACAGUCCUGGUAAGCAGUAGGAUGGUGUCUGCUGAGGCAGGGGGGCACAGCUACUUGGUGGCAUGCUGGCAGCCCAUCCUGAUCCUGAUGCUGGGCACUGUCCUUUCUGGCUCCACCACCGGUUGUCCCUCCCGAUGUGACUGCAACGCUCAGGAGCGUUCAGUUGUGUGCCAUCGACGGAGACUGGCAGCUCUUCCUGAGGGUAUUCCCACUGAAACAAGGUUGUUAGACCUCAGCAAGAACCGUCUGAAAACUCUGGGGCCUGAGGAGUUCAUUAAUUACCCUCAACUGGAGGAGCUGCAACUUAACGAAAACACAAUUUCAUCCAUUGAGCCUGGGGCUUUCAGCAACCUUAUGAACCUUCGAACUCUGGGCUUGCGCAACAACCAGCUGAAGCUCAUCCAGCUGGGGGUGUUCACAGGCUUGACCAACCUCACACAGCUGGAUAUAAGUGAGAACAAAAUUGUCAUUCUGCUCGACUAUAUGUUCCAGGAGCUGUACAACCUGAGGGCUCUGGAGGUUGGCGACAAUGACCUGGUAUUCAUCUCACCCCGAUCAUUUCAUGGCCUCAGCAACCUUGAAAGCCUCAACAUUGAGGGAUGCAACCUGGCCUCAGUGCCCACUGAUGCCCUUAGCCAUCUGCAUAACCUGCUGUCACUUCGAUUACGCUAUCUCAACGUCACUGUCAUAAGGGAUUACUCCUUUAAGAGGCUGUAUCGGCUCAGAGUGCUGGAGAUUUCUCAUAUGCCUGCCCUGGACACCAUGACUCAAAAAUGCUUGUUUGGACUGAACCUCACAUCCUUGUCCAUCACAAACUGUAACCUUACUGCCAUCCCCUACCAAGCCAUCAGUCACCUAAGAUAUCUUCGGUUUUUAAAUCUGUCUUUCAAUCCCAUUUUAACUGUGGAAGGGAACCAACUGUUCAAUCUACAGAAGCUCCAAGCUUUUCAUUUGGCUGGUGGGAGAUUAGCUGCCAUUGAGCCCUACUCUUUCCGAGGACUCAACCAUCUCCGUGUACUCAAUAUAUCCAGCAAUAGCUUGAGCACCCUGGAGGAGUCGGUGUUCCACUCAGUAGGAAACCUGGAGACCCUGGCUUUGUAUGACAACCCUUUGGCCUGCGACUGUCGUUUGCUCUGGGUCUUCCGCCGGCGGUGGAGGCUCAACUUUAACAGACAACAGCCCAUGUGUGCGUCACCUGAGGUCGUGCAAGGAAAAGAGUUCAAGGACUUCCCAGACAUCCUCCCCUCUGACUAUUUUAUUUGUCAGAAAUCAAGGAUCGUGGAUUAUAAGGUUCAAGAGAGCCAUGUAGAUGAAGGAACUACAGUUCAUUUUGCUUGCCAAGCUGAGGGUGAUCCAGUCCCUGUGAUAAUGUGGCUAACCCCUAAGAAGGAAUACAUCACUACCAAAACUGUGGGGUCAAGACUUUCUGUGUCCAAUGAGGGCACAUUAGAGGUACGUUACUCCCAAAUCCAGGAUAACGGCACCUACUUGUGCAUUGCAAGCAAUGCAGCUGGCAAUGACACCAAAGUUGCUCACCUUUUUGUCCAUAGCUACUCUCCCAAUUGGCCCCACCAGCCAAACAAGACAUUUGCAUUCAUUUCCAACCAGCCCAGCGAUGAAGGUGCUAAUGUAACCCGGGCAACAGUUCCAUUUCCGUUUGAUGUAAAGACACUUAUCAUAGCAACCACCAUGGGAUUUAUCUCUUUCCUCGGAGUUGUCCUCUUCUGUCUUGUAAUAUUAUUCCUCUGGAGUAGAGGGAAAGACAAUACUAAGUCAAGUAUAGAGGUUGAAUAUGUUCCACGUAAAGAGGAAACAGAAGAGGCCAGUCCAACUGAGGCACCCAUACAAUUCAAUAUGAAAAUCAUGUGAACUUCAAACAGGAGGCCAUGUAAGCUUACAAACUGAAGUCGGGAUGCAUUUUAUCCUCGCUUCAAAUAUGUUUAUGAGCGAUAGGAAUUGCACAGCAGCAAACGCAUCUUGACACUAUACCCUAAACAUUUUUUUUUACUUCAGGGACUGAAUCUUAAAAAGCAAAUUUUGAAUUUAAAAUAUUUAAAUUUCUGUAAAUGUGUAUUGGCAAUUCUCAAUCAGUAUGUUAACAUGCAUUAAAACAAUUGGAUUACUGUGUGUAACUAAAUUAAGGUAAUGGUUUGAAUAAAGCACAUGGAUCACAGUAGACUAAUUUGCCCAGUAAAUCGAGUUUACAUGAUAGGUGGGCUACUGUCUGGAAGGAUGUAGACAGGUAUACAGGUAUAGCCUAAUUCUUCUAUCAGCGCAAAAUAACAGAAAGAUGGAUAGGGUACAAAGCACAAUAACCCACUAUUAGAACCCAAGUUUUGUCCCAUCAUAAGCAGUUAAGUAUAAUAUGAGUGUACAUGUUUAGAUAAAUAGAAAACAAUAGAGAGAUCCAUGUUAUGUUUUGAGAGAAAAAAGGUGUAGCCUACAUUCAAGAAAGAAGUUGUACAAUUAUACAUAUUUACAAAGAUAAAUAUAUUUUUGAGAACAAUUGCCAUAUUACAAGACUAAAUUAAUAAUUAAGAAAAAGGAAAUAAUAUUCAAGAAGUUGUGUUUUGAGAGUUGUAAAACUACCAGAAAUUGUCAUGUUAAAAAAAAAAAAAAAAACACUUUUGGAUUGACUGAAAUUUAAGAAUUAAGAAUCAGUUGGUGGGUUAGAGACAAAGGUAAAGUAUACUUCACCACCCGUCACAUGUCUGUGACCAAUGGCCUUUAACAACUUUCCAGAAUCAUUCAAUUGUGUUUUGAUGUUUUCUCUGCACACUUGUCCAAAAUUUCAAACAGUAGCCUUUAUCUCUGUUGACAUACAAGUAUUAUUGUCAACUGGGCGUCAGUUUUAAUUAAUCAGUUAUAAUAACUGGAGUAUUUCCUUAAUCUAGCAUCAGUUGAUUUAGAAGUGGGAAUGUUAACACGCUGAAUGAGAAAAAUAAGCCAGUCCAACUUCUUUCUGCCUACAAAGGAAGUCAUUAAAUGUAUAGAGAUGUUCGGCUAUACAUAUUUUUUCUGUAUUUUAUUCUUUCCUUGUACAUUAUCCUAUUAUGGCACAAUAGUAAUGCUUGUAAUGGUUGUGGUUUUUGAACAUAUUACAAUCUAAAGAGCAGAUUAAAUAUUCAGUUUUUGAAUUAACUGAACCACAAGAGUUUUGCUGUUUUUCAGUGUGUAAAAAAGACCCUUGAAGAUAAUCAAAUUAACAAUUUAUCAUGAAGUGUGUUUACCCAUUUGGCAGUUUAAUAAGUGCAAGUACUCUGUCCAAGUCCUGAGGUUAUAUUGUCACCGGUGCAUCUCAAAAAGGGUGACAUUAUUCUUUUGUUGCCUUAAGUAACCAAUUUUCCAGAUUUCAGCUUAGCAAUACCCAACGUUUAUGUGUAAAAUGGAGUUUUAUGCCUCAUAAGGAUUUUAUGUUGUCUAAUUAAUUUUACAGUCAAAGUCUGCUCUGAAGAUAAUGUGUUCAUUAACUCUUAAAAUACUUGUUUAAAAGGGAUGGGCAAAUUAAAAUAAAUAACAUUUUAUACUA
Messenger RNA from Micropterus salmoides (largemouth bass), 4843 nucleotides. It is a transcript of the gene lingo1b, whose product is annotated as leucine rich repeat and Ig domain containing 1b. Gene Ontology annotation, cellular component: extracellular matrix. The coding region runs from base 1312 to 3183 and encodes 623 amino acids. Gene Ontology annotation, molecular function: protein binding. The record is from RefSeq and is a predicted model, not a curated record. The transcript has 3 exons. NCBI's taxonomy places the organism in Eukaryota, Metazoa, Chordata, Actinopteri, Centrarchiformes, Centrarchidae.